CUCGUAUAAACCAUAGAGCUGUCUACAACAAGCAGGAAACUCUAGCUAAUGGACUCCUGUCACCUUCCUGAGCAAUCCCACUUACUUUAAAGAAAGAUAAUCUGCUUGGCAAAGUUAUUCAGGCACCUUUGAAUGCUAAGGUACCAAACCAAGUCACCAGUGAUGACGUAGUAGCAUCGAAAAGGGCGGCUCCGGUUGCUGCAGGCCUGGUGGCAAGAAUAGCGGGAAACAAAAAAGUCCAACAGGCUUUAGUAGACAAGGGAAUCGAAAUAGCGGGGGAAAUGGUUGACAAACAGAUUGAAAACAUAGAACAAGCACAAAAUAAAGCCGCUGAUUUUCUUAACAAAGAAAUCAAACUUGACAUCACUCCGGAGAAAGGAUGGCACACAGAAGACAUGUUUAUUCCUCCAGGGUAUCAUCUUAAGGCUGAAGUCAAAACAGAAAGAAAAUCUAGUAAUUCGCCUGAGGAACACAAACAAGCGUACAAGUACCCGAAAGGCAUGGGGAGUGUGAUGAUGAAUGGCUGCUGGGGGACUGGGUACGAGAAGAGUGACCCCUGUUUUGACGCACUGGAGGCAAAUGAUCAAUGCAGGAACAUGAUCGAUGGUGCUGCAUUUAUUGGUGUUGGUUUUGAUGGUCGUGGUCAAUACAGCCCUGAGUCCAGGAAGAUGAGUAUUAUACAGAGAAGCUGUGCUGGGAAAGCCUCCUAUGAUGACUUUCAAGUUCCAGACACGAUGAAUGUCCAUGGUAUCUACGAUACAAAAGCACAAAUGACAGUAUUUACGUCACGAUCUGAGUAUCAAAUGUAUUUACAAAAAGAAGCAGGAGUGUCUGGCUCCUUAUUUGGAUUUUAUGCUGGUGUUAAGAGUGCAUGGGGAAGCUCUGAAAGCGGUGCCCAACAAACCAACCUGGCCGUCUUUGAUAUCGAUGUGGACAGGUAUGAGAUCUUUCAAGACGAAGUCAAGCCACAAGAUCUGAGCAGAAGCUUUUUGAGAGAAUUUAUUAGUCUUCCAAACUCCUAUUUUGCUUCUGGAGCUCCAGCUAAAUUCCAGGAAUUUAUUCUUCGAUGGGGAACUCACUACAUCAAGUCUGCCAGGUUUGGUGGUCAGUUAGAAGUAAGGAAGACACAAUUAGCAAGCAUGUCCGCCAGCAAGGAAGAAUUCGCAGAAAAAAGUGAAGUAGAGUUUAAAAGCCUGUUUUGGAGUGCAGGAUCAAGAUCGAGAACUGAAUCUGGGAGCUCGUCUAAAUCACAACAGAACUAUAUGUCCACAUCUGUAGUAGUACAGGGAGGAAGCCAAAGAAUAGCAGCGAUAGUCUCCGAUAUGUACUCGCCUACUUUUAAGUCUGAAUUUACGGAAUGGCUCGAGAGUAUACCCACCUACCCAAAAGCCUUCAAGUUUCUCAUGGGACCUAUUACUGAUCYGUUGGAUUUUCGAGCCAACGAUUUAUUUCCUGACGAGAAGAUAGAAUGGGGAUGCGAACAAAAUAAAUUGUCUCUUCAGGUCGACGAGAAGUCCCAAAAGAGUUACUAUCUUUUAGACGAAAAGCGCGUUUACUGUGAGUUUGCCAGUCGAGAGGAGAUGGAGUUUAGUUUGAAGCGCAAACGUGUGAGUCUAAAGAGAGCGAUUGAAGUCUAUAUGGAAGAGGGUGCGAGGUCCAUAUCAGAUGUCAGUAUUCCCGCUGGAAAAGCUGGAUGUGAGAGUAACGACCCAAAAUAUCAGUCGGCAACCAAGAGACCCUCUUGGAAAGAGAUGACAGCUCAAAACAAACCCUUUAUUGUGAUUUUUGACAUGUUGAACGAUCUGAAGGGGGUUGAUAAGGAUGGUAUUGACAUCCCUAAAUCCAUGUCAAGAACCGUCCAGUACAGGGGCGAUCAAUGGCACACUUCAGAUAGAAAUGGAGAGUUUCAUAUGUACGACGGUUUUAGCAAUGGCUUAAGCUUUAAUCCUGCAAAUAAAAAGAUAUCUAUAUUUGGACUUGUCUUGAAAUAUAACGAGUCCAAGGGUACACUUGUUUUAGGCAAAGCUGAUUAUGAUCAUUCCAAAAAUUACUUUCCAAACCUAAGCCCACUAUUAAAGGGUAAACAACUUGCUCGAGCUGAGUGGCCAAUUCAAGAAGUUUAUCUAAACCGUGAAAACAGUAAAAACCGGAUGGGGCAUUUACCAUGUAACGUUAAGUGGUCCAACGGGCUUCGGUUUGACCCAAGUGACCGUGGUGGCAAGUGCCUACAUUUUACAGCUUCUAGCAAAAGUACUCUGUAUGCAGUGUUCUCGGCAGUCCCUAGUAACAAGGACUCGUGGUAUUACGUUGAGAUUUCCUCAUCUGGAGUUGGCAUUUACAAGGCACAGCGGCUAAUGGUGACUACGGUUAAUACUAAUGCAAUAGCCCUGGGAGACGCUAUUUUGUAUCAAUCAUAUUUCGUCUGUGUUACUGAAUCACCAACAAGUACCGUCAUCGAGUACGGCAAGACUCAGGGCACCACGAACAGUGGAGAUGUCUACUUGACCCUGAUCGAUCACAACCAACCGAUUCAUGCCCGAUUUUAUUCUUUUGGGAAUGGAGAAGAAGCAGCCCAGAUUGUAGAUUCUCAUGUGGUGUCGCGUAAGUUGACUGCAACAGACUGUAAAGGAGAUACGUACAGAGAUAAGGAUGAGCCGAAUUGUGUUCAGAGAUGUCAUGAAGCGUGUGCCCCACUGGCAGGAUGUCAAUAUACGUCUAAAGGGGAGCCAAGAGCGACAGAUUGUAACGAAUUCCGUUAUGCGAAGAAGCGCGAUGGCACAUGCGUCAGUAAGUGUCGUCCUGGAGAGCUACCAAAUAAGGAUCAGUAUUGUACUGUUUCAUAUGAYUUGAGUUUCAAGUCUGACACGAAGCCGGACCACAGCAAGAUGAAAGGUUUCCCGACAUUAAACCAUUUUACUCUAUGUCUCUGGCUGAGAUUGCCAAACAACACAUCUUCAGCUCGUAUUUAUGAGUAUGAAAUUAUGAAAUAUUUUAACAAAGGCUCUGAAGAACCCUUAUUCUACGUGGAAAUCAAUAAACUAGAUGGUGAAGUACGAUUUGCUAUUGGGGUGACAACAACAGCAGCCGAAAGAAGCAGGACUGCAAAACGAGCUUCACUUAGAAGUACAAAAAUUGACAAAGUUAACAAAUGGCAUCAUAUUUGUGUUUAUCGAGAUAGCAUUUAUGGUGAAACACAUAUUUAUAGAGAUGGGUUUAACCCCUUCCCAGGGCCAAAUGACGCAUUGAUCGAACCGAAUAGAGUUCCCCAGGCCAAUGGAGAGCUUCAGUUGGGAGGAUUCGGGAGACAAACUUUCCCAGGGGCGAUAACAAACCUCAAUAUCUGGGAUAGAAAAUUAACGGAUAAUGAAAUCGCUAAAAUGGCCCUGUCUUGUGAUGCUGGUAAUUCAGGAAACGUGAAAAAUUGGGGUGACAUCAGUACUGAGCUGAACCUUGAUCAUUACAUUGUUAAGAAAUCUAGUUGUAUUACUGAGCAAUAAGUUUAUGUCAAUGAAUGCAAUACUCCGUAGCAUAUAAUGUGAAGUUAUUAAAAUUGCAUGUCAAUGCAACAAUUAAUAUC
Actinia tenebrosa (Australian red waratah sea anemone) is the source of this 3577-nucleotide messenger RNA. RefSeq lists its product as uncharacterized. NCBI's taxonomy places the organism in Eukaryota, Metazoa, Cnidaria, Anthozoa, Actiniaria, Actiniidae. The record is from RefSeq and is a predicted model, not a curated record.